AUGGCCUUGCCUCUGGCAAGAUGGCUUACCCAGGCCAUGCUAAUAUCUUCCGGCCUUUUUGCCGGUGUACAGUCCCUUCCGUAUUCCCCGAAUCCCGAUCCUGCAGACGCCCAGCACUCCCCGUCACCACGCAGCCCGUAUCCCAGUUUUCCAGUCCAAAGUCUAGAGGCGACACCCUCUGCCCCUUUGCGGUACCCGCCAAAGCCCACCAGACUAGGCACCAAGCAAGUGCCCUCAGAACGCGGUUAUUUCAACACAUCCAGCGAGAUCUCUACUUAUACGCCCCCUGGAUUCAACCCCGAAGCCCUACCGUACGUCCCCUAUAGACCAGCACCUCCUUUUCGUCCGCUCGGCAUGGGUCAAAAUGUCUUCCUACCCGUCUCCGACGGGCGGGUUCCGUUAAGCAUUCCAAAAAGGGGAGACCAUCCUAUCAAGCCCAACCACAUUAUAAACCCCACAGCACCAAUAUCUACCAACAAAUUUUUUGCCAAUUUCUUUCUUGGUAACCAGCAGGAGUAUACGUUCACCCUACCCUAUUCAGUCGGUUGGUCUAAAGGAACAGGUCCGGCAAACAGCUAUGGAAUGGCAAUCUCUCAUGUUGAUGCAAACCAAAGAGUAUUGGGAGAACGAGUCCCAAGCAUUCCCGGAAAUCCUGCUAGGUUCUUUUAUAGCCCCGCUCGCCUCCAGUCAAUCAUUUUGUCUGCCACAGAACUUGGAAACUCUACCACGCUCAGCGUUGCAGAACCCCAGGCUGGAUCUGCCAAUGUUUUACUGAAGCCUCAGCCAAGCGGUAGUAAUGGAACCGUAUCUUUUCCAUUAGUCCAGGGCAUGGGAUUCGUCACUGCUAUUUACGACAAUUUGCAACCGUUGGUGCAGACCGGUAUCUUUUUCCGGACGGUCAGUGCUGUUACGUGUGCUAGAAGGGGAAUAUAUAAAUAUAUUACGAUUCUUGAAAAUGGAGCGAGGUGGGUUAUUUACGUUACUCCUGCGAAUGGAGUUGAUCCAAAGUUCAAACUUCUGUCGAACCAUACUAUUGAAGGCCCGAGAGCAUUCAAAGGAACUAUACAAGUUGCCAAGGACCCAGGUAAUGCAGACGCGCUCUACGACCGAACUUCGGGUGUUUACCCAACCUCCGUAUCUGUCUCUGGACUUGUCACUGGCGCCACAGGUACAUAUCAAUUCUCUUGGGCCAAGGCAGGAAACAGUAAAGACACCCCUUUGUUAAUGUUUGCUUUGCCACAUCAUGUUGAAGCUUUUGAUGACUCUUCCAAGAAGUCCCAGACUGACCUUCGAUUACAAACACCGACAAAAGGCAUUGCCACAGCUUGCCUUGGGGAUUCAUGGACUAUGGUUGAGCAGAAUCUACCUAUCAACAUGGGAUUUGAGCCUUGGCAAUCGUCUACAUCUGUCAGGUGUUGCCUACCGCCUGCUUCACAGAAGAUAAUCCGAGAAGCCGCAGCCUCUGAGAUGUCCCAAAACAUGAGAUCUCAAACAGACUUGGACAGCAUGUAUUUCAGUGGAAAGGCUCUCGCAAAAUUUGCAAUUAUCGUGUAUACAGUCCAUGAGAUGCUACAAGACCCUAAGUUUGCAGCCAGUGCAUUGCAAAAUCUAAAGGACAGCUUUGCAUCCUUUGUUCAAAACAAGCAGAAACAUCCCCUGGUCUACGAUGCGGUUUGGAAAGGCGUGGUGUCUUCUGCAGCAUAUACUACCGGCGACCUAAAUGCGGAUUUUGGAAACAGCCUUUAUAACGAUCAUCAUUUCCAUUACGGCUAUUUCGUUUUAGCCGCUGCGAUAAUUGGAAAGCUGGAUCCGUCCUGGCUUCCAGCAAAUAAGGCCUGGGUCAAUACGUUAGUUCGCGAUUAUGCCAACCCAGUUUCCGAUGAACAAUUCCCAUUCUCUCGAGGCUUUGAUUGGUACAAUGGACAUUCUUGGGCAAAGGGCAUAUUCCCUUCCGGCGAUGGGAAAGAUCAAGAAUCUACUUCUGAAGACAGUAUGUGCACAUACGCUAUUAAGAUGUGGGGUGCAACUACCGGCGACGCUAGCAUGGAGGCACGAGGAAACUUGAUGCUGGGCAUUCUAAAGCGGUCGCUGAAUGAUUACUUUUUGAUGCACAGCAGCAAUAUCCACCAGCCGAAAGAAUUUAUUGCAAACAAAGUGACAGGCAUUCUUUUUGAAAAUAAAUGUGACCACACCACAUAUUUUGGCGCGAAGCUUGAGUACAUCCAAGGAAUCCACAUGCUUCCUAUUCUCCCUGUAUCAGCCUACAUUCGAGACAAAGGCUUUGUUAGAGAAGAAUGGGAUGCGAUGUUUGCCCCAAAUGCCACUUUACCCGCUCAAACUGCAGAGGGCGGCUGGAGAGGCAUUCUCUAUUCAAACCUCGCGUUGAUUGACCCAACGGCCUCGUGGGACUUCUUUGCCCAGCAAAAUUUUAGUGGGGCUUGGCUCGAUGGAGGUGCCAGUCGAACUUGGUCCCUUGCAUAUGCAGCCGGUCUUGGUGGAGGCCCCAGAUCAAACCUGACAACUGCGCCUUGGAAAUAUACCCCUCGAUGA
This is a messenger RNA of Ophidiomyces ophidiicola, 2550 nucleotides long. RefSeq names its product endo-1,3-beta glucanase (gene ACF2). Gene Ontology annotation, molecular function: glucan endo-1,3-beta-D-glucosidase activity; endo-1,3(4)-beta-glucanase activity. The record is from RefSeq and is a predicted model, not a curated record. Gene Ontology annotation, cellular component: cell surface. Bases 1 to 2550 code for a protein of 849 amino acids. NCBI's taxonomy places the organism in Eukaryota, Fungi, Ascomycota, Eurotiomycetes, Onygenales, Onygenaceae. The transcript is spliced from 5 exons.